CAGACAGUACUAUCUGUCUGAUUAUAUAUUACAAAAACGUCGUGUUUAUCAAUUUACAAGAUAAGAAAAAAUAGAAUCGACUGGUUUAUAAAACGUGAAAUUUAUAAUGCAUUCCAUCGUCGCAAAAUCGCUUGCAAUUCAACACUGCCGAAGUUUUUGUGUUCAUUCCCACAAAAUCCAAAAAACGAGACGUUCGAGGAAAUAUAUAAAAUAUGGACAAUUUCAAGAGGACAGUUGGAAGGUACAAAUUGCUAAAAAGGUGACAGAAAAGGUUGUGGAUAAUGUGAUAAAUAUACGAUUUAUUGCCGGUGCCUUCUUUGUUUAUUAUGGAUACAAACUGAACAAGGGAUAUCAAGAAUGGAAGCAAAGCUUACCGAGUUUCAAAAAAGUCUACGGUGUUCUUCCUGAUAAAGAAUCCUUUUCCAAAUGCAAGAAAUCUUUUAAUAAUAUGAAAGAUACAAAAAUUCAAGUAUGGACAGACAGUAUGACAAAUAUCUACAGCAAAUUACCAAAUAGGGAAUCUUUUACAAGAUACAAGGACUCGUUGAAACAUUUGACAAACACAAGUUAUACCAAAAUCAAGGAAAAUAUGCCAAAUCCUAAAACGUUGUACGAAAAGAUUCCGGGGCAGAAAGAGUUUGAUAAAUGCAAAAAAUAUGCAUACAAAGUUAAAGAUUCAGUACAAAAUUAUGUUACAAGAAACUCAAAGAAGGAUGAAUGAUCGUGAUUUAAGAUGUGUACCAGAACAGGG
Ctenocephalides felis (cat flea) is the source of this 751-nucleotide messenger RNA. RefSeq lists its product as uncharacterized. The transcript is spliced from 5 exons. Bases 107 to 721 code for a protein of 204 amino acids. The record is from RefSeq and is a predicted model, not a curated record. Lineage: Eukaryota; Metazoa; Arthropoda; Insecta; Siphonaptera; Pulicidae.